Molecule: messenger RNA, 2245 nt
Organism: Anoplopoma fimbria (sablefish)
Lineage: Eukaryota; Metazoa; Chordata; Actinopteri; Perciformes; Anoplopomatidae
Gene: epsti1
Product: epithelial stromal interaction 1
Exons: 10
Coding region: 70-1113 (347 amino acids)
Molecular function (GO): ubiquitin binding
Source: RefSeq, a predicted model, not a curated record
UAAAAAUAGCACAUCAACAGGACCAGGUGCCAGUCACACAGAGUCUCUGAGUCUGGCAGUGAAGGAAAAAUGGAUCCUUAUCAAAACCAGAGAAACACAGGAUACAAACCCAACAAUGCCAACUUUACAGACAGCACAUCAGGAACAUCUGGAGGAGAGCAGAGCCCUGAUCAUGCCCACAGAGAUGAACCUGACAGCGGGACCCCACAGGCGACGGGCAGACAGCCGCAAUACUCGGGUGGAUUCACCGUGAUCCCACCAAAUGAAUCUCGGCGAAACCAGAUCCUAACGACCGCUCAGAAAGAAGAGGAGGCUCUUCAGAGAUGGAAAGAGGCAAACAGAGUCCCCUCUGUGCACGUGAAUCCAGAGAGGCUGGGUGGUAGUGCAACAUUGACUGGAGCCAGGGAGAAGCAGCUUUCAGACUUACGUUGCUCCAAACUGCAGAAGAAGCUGAAAAAGGAAGCGUUGGACAAGAAGAAGAGACAAGAGGAGGAAGAGGAGUACCAGAAGAUGAAAGAUAUACAGAGGAAGAAGGCAGAGCUCCUGGAGGAGAAGAGGCAGCAGGAGGAGCAGAGGAGGAGGGAGCAGCACCGGCAGGAUCACGUAAGGAAGACUGAGAGUUUUCUGCAGAGGUUUGAGAGGACGGCCCCGGGUCCACUGGCAUCCAGCAGUGCCGCACACACGUCAUCUAGGAGUGAGGCGGUAGAGAGUAACCAGAGAGAAGAGAAAAAAGGUGUGAGAGACGUAGAGCAGGACCACAGGAGGGUGAACCAAGCCUUUCUGGACAAUCUCGAGGGUCGAGGCAGCAGGAGCGAGGAUGGAACAAACAUGGGAGGCGUUCGGGAGUGUUCCUUUUUGGCCUCGGAGAAUUUUGGGCACCAGCCGUCCAACCCCGCUGGACAACAACUCCCCCCCGCUCACCUGAACCCAGACCCGGAUCAGAGCUUCGUCGCCGACUGGACAGAUGAAGCUGAUCCUCACUACGACUGGGCCUUGAUGAAACUGAUGAGCAUCUUUCCAGACUGCAGCAAAGCUUUCCUAGAGGACAUCCUGGACCAGUGCAACAACGACUACGAGCAGGCCUACACGCUACUCAACUGCACGAUGAAUUAAAUUCCAUGCACCUUUAAUGGGAGGACUGUCUCUCCUUUAAUAUUUAGUUCGACACUUUGACAUGUGUAACCAGCGUUCAUGAUGAUAAAGAAAAGUUGGACUUGAGCGACCAAACCUUGGUGGUGGAUGUAAAUGCUGACGGCAUUACACAGCUGCAUUAAAUGUAUACCUACAGCAACAUGUGCUUGUUUUAAGAUGUUUUUGAUUAUGCCAUUAAUCAUUGAGUGUUUUUCUGUCUUGUAUCUGUCUGCAUGCACCAGUGAGUCAUGUCGGGUUUUCGGCCCCUGAAAUGGAGUUGAAUUUGUGUUCGUUUUCUCCAGUUUAACUGAAGGUCAUCGCCAUGACUCAUAAUCUUCAGAUCAUAUUUGGGGCUCUAAAUCAAAUCAGUGUGCGAAGAGGGAAGAAAGCUCUACCCAAAUACAUGGUGCUUUUUGUUUGUCUUAUAAUCAAAGUCACAUUGGGGUGUAUCUAUUGCAGGAUUCUUCAGGACAACAACAGAUUUUAAUCCAAAAGGGUUUUUCUGUAGAAAGGUUUCAGUGAAAUGAAACAAUAGCUUUAUAGGACUUAAAUAAAACAGCUUCUUGUAAACUGUUAAAAAGCUUCCUCUUUCAUCAGCGUGUUAUUUGUCGGACAGGGUGGGGUUUCCGGGUGGUCAGUUGGCACAGAGCUGCUGUUGAAGCUGUGAAUGUCAGCCUCAUAAGAACUCUGAGGCCGGACAGCAGAGAUGGAUAUCACCUGACCGAGGCAACAAAGAAUAAAGGGUGGUGCUCUCGACAUGGGGGACCACAAAAAUCCCCUUCUACUUCGGCAUGAAGUCAUGCACGAGGGGUUUUACUGCUGAUGUCAUCCAGCAAAUGUCUUUGCCCUGGAGAUUAGCAGGAGCCUCAAAUUUUUUAAAACAAAGCAUUACCAAGAUCUUUUUGUUUAUGUCAAGGGGCCUAUAAGAUUAAUUUGAAUCAGAAUCAGGCUUAUUGUCAAGUAUGUUUGUAUGUAUUGCCAGGGAACUUUCUCCUUUUGGUGUUUUGGUGCAUAACAAUAAACAUUGUAGGAGAAAAUAAAACCUUAAACCAAGCACAUAAAUACAGAUACGUAGAAUAAUGUACAAUAAAAAUAUAUUUGUUUUAACAUUUAA